Diceros bicornis minor is the source of this 1458-nucleotide messenger RNA. RefSeq names its product SWI/SNF-related matrix-associated actin-dependent regulator of chromatin subfamily E member 1-related-like. The record is from RefSeq and is a predicted model, not a curated record. The transcript is spliced from 11 exons. Lineage: Eukaryota; Metazoa; Chordata; Mammalia; Perissodactyla; Rhinocerotidae. Bases 287 to 1276 code for a protein of 329 amino acids. Gene Ontology annotation, cellular component: nucleus. Gene Ontology annotation, biological process: regulation of gene expression.
CCUAGUCUGGUCUGGGAGACAGAAGCCACCAGACGGGACAGCAGUGUGUCCUGCUCUGCCACACAGGGAAGCUCAGGCGGGGCAAGGGGCUGUCCCUGCCCUUGGUCUAGAAGGAGCUGGCCAGUUGAAGGAAGGGCGUUCCUGGAGAGGGAACAGCACCAGCAAAAGCCAAGGACGGUGUGCCUUGCCUGCAGAAUUCCUUCUCCCAUCUCCAGAUGGGCCAGGAGGCCUGCCCCCAGGGAGCUCUGUGAUCCAGACCCAUUGCCGGGACCUGGCAUCUCUGCCCAUGCAACAAGCCGUGCUCGCCGAGCGGGACCCGAAGGAGCAGGACACGGAGGAGCCAAAGAAAAGGAGAGGGGGUUGGCCCAAGGGCAAGAAAAGGAAACCCCCGAGGGACCUUUCUGUUCCCCGCGCUCCUACGACAGGGUACGUGAUCUUCCUAAACGAGCAGAGAAGCCAGCUGAGGGCCGAGCACCCAGAUCUGCCUUUUACGGAAAUCACAAAGAUGCUGGCCGCCCAGUGGGCUCAGCUGUCUCAAGAGAAAAAGCAGAGGUAUAUUUACGAGGCGGAUGAGGACAAGCAGCGCUACAUCCGCGAGCUGCAGGCCUACCAGAGCUCCGAGGCUUACCGAGCCUUCCUGCGGAGGCGGGCAGCGCACAAGGCGCAGGCGCUGUGCGGGACAGGUGCACCGGGAAGUGGAUGUGAGAGCGAGGGCCUUGACUUCUCAGCAAUUGAUGGGGAUGAGAACAAUGACCUGUACUGUAGGACGUGCAAGCAGUUCUUCAGUUCUCUGCAUAACAAGAAGGAACACCUGCUGGGGAAGCAGCACCUGCAGAACCUCACAGGGGAAUUUGAGAAAGAUUCCGCCGAGUGCUUGAAGCAUCUGGGAACUCUGGAGGAAGAGGAGGGUCAGAAUUUGAGCAAAGGGGACUCAGAGGAGGAAGCCGAGAGCCCUGAUUUACUUCCACUCAGAGGCCUGAGUCCAGAGAACAGUUUCGCUUCCCUCGACUUGUGUUUCCUGCAAGAGUUUAUCUUCAAACUUCUGAAAAUCAAGGAAUUUGAGCUCAGAGAGCUGCAGAAGACUCUAGAAAGAGCUCAGGCAGAGCAGGAGGCCCUGCAGAGGCAGCUGGUGGAAUUGCAGAACCAGCAGCAGAGGCUGGAGGCGGAGCUGGCCGGCCUGAAGGCCUAUGGGGUCCUUCUGGAGAAGGAGUUUGAGAACCUGAACAUGAUGGUGAUGCUGUCCCACUUCGGCCUGCAAGUCAUGGACACGGCAUAAAGCGCCGCCCCACCUCUGCACCAACGGGGACCCCAGGACAUCUCCCAGGAGUGCUGAGGUCAGCUUCCAUGGAGGCAUCUCUUUCAGUGGAGACAGGAUGGAAGAUCUCAGGGCCUUCCAGGACGGACAGGACGGCUCUUCUGAGCGAGGAGAAAUAAAUCGUGUGUGUGUGUUUGCAUUCA